AUGGAGCAGAUGGGCGCGGGGCUCUCGGGGCAGCAGCUGCCGUGCGUGCGCACGGGCGUGGCGUUGGAGACGCAGCUGCGGAAGAUUGUGAGUGACACCGACAUACUCGCCAUCGAAACAGGGGUGAGUACUAUGAGCCAAGCACCGCUCGCCACGCUGCCGUUCACCAUGGAGACCGUGUGUGGUGCAGUCAUCAGCCAGGCCACGCUGCUGGCCACGAUGCUGGCCACGAUGCUGGCCACUCGCAAGGGCGCCAAGCUCACGCUCGAGUUGGGCAGUGACGUCAAGACGCUGCCUUUGUGUGGGGAUGCGCCGAGGCUGCAGCAGGUUCUGCGCGGGCUGCUGUGUGCGGCAGUGAGCCACACGCAGGCCAGGGGGCUGGUGACGCUGGAGGUGACUCAAAAGGGGUAA
Closterium sp. NIES-65 is the source of this 411-nucleotide messenger RNA. The record is from the annotation of a GenBank genome assembly. Lineage: Eukaryota; Viridiplantae; Streptophyta; Zygnematophyceae; Desmidiales; Closteriaceae.